Molecule: messenger RNA, 3168 nt
Organism: Anguilla rostrata (American eel)
Lineage: Eukaryota; Metazoa; Chordata; Actinopteri; Anguilliformes; Anguillidae
Gene: rnf6
Product: ring finger protein (C3H2C3 type) 6
Exons: 5
Coding region: 296-2146 (616 amino acids)
Biological process (GO): protein ubiquitination; positive regulation of DNA-templated transcription; ubiquitin-dependent protein catabolic process
Cellular component (GO): nucleoplasm; cytoplasm
Molecular function (GO): ubiquitin protein ligase activity
Source: RefSeq, a predicted model, not a curated record
ACAGUAACGGGUGGAGGGGAACUACUAGUAGCGUGCCGGUAGAUGCAGGACGGACUGUAGAGAAUGUAGCGCCGAUGUUCCCAUCUUAGCUACAUUGUAUCCAGCCAGCAACGAGAAGAGAGCAGACCCGUCCAUAUUACUGCCGCUGUUUCAGAAAACAGGUUCAAGGAGAGGGAGUGAGCACAGGUGCAUGUGUCUGCAGGUCUGAGUGGCAAGACCAGGGAACUGGGCUUGUAACUCAGAGGUCUGGGCACUGUCAUGUACGCUUGAGCAAGCAGGAGUGGUUUCUGUGGUGAUGGACCCUCCUGACGGACGAGACGAGCGUGUGCAGCAGCAGGAGCGUCUGCAACGGGAAGAGGCUUACUACCACUUCAUCAAUGGGCUGAGCGAGGAGGAGUACCGCCUAAUGAGGGACAGCGAUCUACUGGGCACCCCUGGUGAUGUGACAGCAGAAGAGCUGCGGCAGCGUCUGGAUGGAGCGAAGGAACGUCUAUCAUCACAGCCCCACCCUGAGCCACGCCCACAGAGCAGUGAGAUGGGAGAGGAUGACGGGGGCAGUGGGGGUGUGGAGGCAGGCAGGGAGGCCUCCAAUGGCGACUCACUGCUUGAGUGGCUGAACACGUUCCGGCGCACGGGCAACGCCACGCGCAGCGGGCAGAGCGGGAACCAGACCUGGCGUGCUGUCAGCCGCACCAACCCCAACAGCGGCGAGUUCCGCUUCAGCCUGGAGAUCAACAUCAACCAUGAGCAGCCAGAGCCUGGUGACUUAACAGGUGACCCUGUCUCCGCCACGCUCACCCGCUCCACCCACAGCAGGAGGACGCAGGCGCGGCGUGCCCGCAACAGUCACGGCCCUGCUCUGAAUCCACCCCUGACCGUGGCUGAGCCCGAACAGCACAGCACUAGUCUGAGCCGGGUGAUUGCACUGGAUCAUCCCGCAGUCCAGCUGCAUGGUGGCCAGAGCAGUGACGCUCAGUCCCCUCCUCAGGAUACGCAGGAGGGCCUGGGCUGCCCACCCUCAACGCCGGCCCAGCCCGGCGUCCAGAGAGCUCCGCUCCGCAGCAGUAGGACUCGAUCACGGGGUCGGGGCCACAGGAUAGGUGGGGCUCACCGCCGUUCUUCACGACGCAGUCGCUCCCCGCUGCACAGACCCCCAACCCCUGACACUAGCCACGCCAACGUACCCGAGCCCCACGGGCAAGCCCAGGUUGCCAUGGAGAUGGCAGCGGAGCCAGCAGAAGAUGUGGCGCCCUUGACAGAGACAGCCACGGAAGCGGAGACUCAAGCAACGGGCGUCCGACGUCAUCCCACCAUCAUGCUGGAUCUGCAGGUGCGGCGGAUUCGUCCGGGGGAGAACCGAGACCGCGACAGCAUCGCCAGCCGCACCCGCUCCCGUGUCCGCACUGCUGAGAACACCGUCACCUUCGAAAGCGACAGCGGUGGAUUCCGCCGUACCAUCUCCCGGUCAGAGCGUGCCGGCAUUCGCACCUAUGUCAGCACCAUCCGCAUCCCGCUGCGCCGCAUCUCGGAGACCGGCUUGGGCGAGCCCAGCUCCACUGCGCUGCGCUCUAUCCUGCGCCAGAUCAUGACUGGCUUUGGUGAACUCAGUUCCCUUAUGGAGACAGAGGCUGACACUGAGGCCACUGUGCCUGACCCCCCGCAGGCUUACCAUAUUCACAGCAAUGAAGAGGCUGGGCCCCAGGAGCAACUGGAGCGGCGCAGUACAGAAGGCCAAGGUACUGCAGGGGGGAGCGGGGAUGAGGAGCGGACACGUGUGGGUGGGGCUACUGGUGAGGGGCGGGGCACCACCAGGGACACCAACAACCUGGUGGAGAAUGGCACCCUGCCAAUCCUGCGCCUCGCGCACUUCUUCCUCCUAAACGAGGAAGAGGAGGAUGAGCACCCACAUGGCCUGACCAAAGAGCAGAUUGACAAUUUGUCCACUCGCACCUAUGGCCAGGCUAGCUUGGAGGGCGAACUAGGACGCACCUGUAGCGUCUGCAUCAAUGAGUACACCCAAGGCAACAAGCUACGGCGGCUGCCGUGUGCUCAUGAGUUCCACAUCCAUUGCAUUGACCGCUGGCUUUCCCAGAACAACACCUGCCCCAUCUGUAGACAGCCCAUUCUGGCCACUGCCCAGGACUGACCCCACCCACCCAGACUGAUAAACCCCUCCCCCCUCCCUGCACCAAAAAGUGGAUGUGGCCUCUGUAAAUAAUGGCUUUGUUUUAAUUCACUCUUAUCUUUAUCCUAUAUAUUGAAUUUAAGGUGAAACCAAGAAACUAGUUGACAGGAGAGGAAAAAAUGGCAACAUUGUCCAGCAGUAAAGCUAUUGUGUUUUAGUCUUUAUGCUUUCAGUUUCCAGCGCAGCACUUUGUCUCUAUAUGGCUUCAGAAAAACUGAUUGUAAACGAAUGCAUCAGCAGCAUCUUCAUAAACUGUAGACUUCACGGCCUCAUACUUGCCUUUCACUGGGGGAAGCGUUCCAAGCCAAACCCAUUUCACUCAAACAACCUCCAGGCCUGGGACCCUGACAGCGACAUGUAAAUACAAAUCACUGCCAAAACCUGCAGUUUUUAUUUACACUUGCCAUUUGAACACAGGCAAAACUAAACCACUUGUCUGUCCAUCAUCAAGACAUCAGAACAGUUGAAAUGAUGUUAUUUCACCCGGUUGUUUGUGUAUGUGUGUGGCAAAGGGGUCAUGGACCUCCCUGUGUAUAGGAUGGGAUUUUAUGUUGAUUGUUGCUGUUUUUAUGAUUAGGAGGUGACCUGAUGCUGAAAGGACGUGCACUACAUUACUGUCCACCUUCUGCAACUUGCACCUACACACCUUUUUAGUCGUUAUCUCAGUGUAUGUCAUCUCUGCAUUUAUACUAUUCUGUCCCUUAGUUCCCCUAACAAGUCAUGCAUGCAUGAAGGGUGCUAAACAAUGAUUGAUUUUGGUUUGGGGUUUUUUGUGGGUGGGGUGGGAGGCUGGGGAGCACUUGUUUGAGAUGUGAUGAACUUUAUCAAUGUUAGUACAUCUCUGAGGUACAUAAAAUCAUUUUCUGUAAGUAAACCCAAGAAUGUCAUUGCAUUAAAGAGGCACUCCAGUGAUGUGUUGUACAGUGCCCUCCACAAUUAUUCACACCCUUGAUAAAGAUCUACAAAAUUCUAUGAUACAAAUA